This is a messenger RNA of Strigops habroptila (Kakapo), 7320 nucleotides long. It is a transcript of the gene CBL, whose product is annotated as Cbl proto-oncogene. Gene Ontology annotation, cellular component: membrane raft; plasma membrane. Gene Ontology annotation, molecular function: calcium ion binding; phosphotyrosine residue binding; ubiquitin protein ligase activity. Bases 238 to 2949 code for a protein of 903 amino acids. The transcript is spliced from 16 exons. The record is from RefSeq and is a predicted model, not a curated record. Lineage: Eukaryota; Metazoa; Chordata; Aves; Psittaciformes; Psittacidae. Gene Ontology annotation, biological process: cell surface receptor signaling pathway; negative regulation of epidermal growth factor-activated receptor activity.
CGCGCAGCGUGUCCGGGGCGGAGGGGCGGAGCUACGCUGGAGCCGGGCGCCCCCGCUGCUGCUGCUGCCGCCGCCGCCGCCGCCGCCGCCACCGCCCGCGGCUCCCGCUGCCGCCGCCUUGCCCGGCCCCGGCCCGCGGGAGCGCCCCCACGCCCGGUUGUCCUGCAGGGCCGCGGCCCGGUGGCCGGACGGGGGCGACGGGCCGGGUACGGUCGCGGCCGCCCCCGCGCCGUCCUCAUGUCGGCGCCGCUGAAGAAGGGCCCCGGGGGGCUGAUCGGGCUCAUGAAGGACGCCUUCCAGCCGCACCACCACCACCUCGGCCCGCACCAGCCCGGCGCCGUGGAUAAGAAGAUGGUGGAGAAGUGUUGGAAGCUCAUGGACAAGGUGGUGCGUUUGUGCCAGAACCCAAAACUGGCGCUGAAGAACAGCCCACCCUAUAUCCUAGAUCUGCUGCCCGACACCUACCAGCAUCUACGAACCAUCCUGUCGCGCUACGAGGGCAAGAUGGAGACCCUGGGAGAAAAUGAGUAUUUCCGCGUGUUCAUGGAGAACUUGAUGAAGAAAACCAAGCAGACCAUCAGCCUUUUCAAGGAAGGGAAAGAGCGGAUGUAUGAGGAGAACUCUCAGCCUAGGCGUAACCUGACAAAGUUAUCCCUCAUAUUCAGCCAUAUGCUGGCAGAACUCAAAGGGAUUUUCCCAAGCGGCCUUUUCCAGGGAGACACGUUCCGGAUCACCAAGGCAGAUGCUGCAGAAUUUUGGAGAAAGGCUUUUGGCGAAAAGACUAUUGUUCCUUGGAAAAGCUUCCGCCAGGCCUUGCAUGAAGUGCAUCCAAUCAGUUCCGGGCUGGAAGCCAUGGCCCUGAAGUCAACGAUCGACCUGACGUGCAAUGACUACAUUUCAGUAUUUGAAUUUGAUAUCUUCACCCGGCUUUUUCAGCCAUGGUCCUCUUUGCUCAGGAACUGGAACAGUCUGGCAGUGACUCAUCCUGGCUAUAUGGCAUUCCUAACGUAUGAUGAGGUGAAAGCCCGGCUUCAGAAAUUCAUUCACAAACCUGGCAGUUACAUUUUCCGACUCAGUUGUACACGGCUCGGUCAGUGGGCCAUUGGCUAUGUCACUGCAGAUGGGAACAUUCUUCAGACAAUCCCCCACAACAAACCUCUUUUUCAAGCACUGAUCGAUGGCUUCAGGGAAGGCUUUUAUUUAUUUCCCGAUGGCCGGAAUCAGAAUCCUGACUUGACUGGCUUGUGUGAGCCCACACCUCAGGACCACAUUAAAGUUACACAGGAACAAUACGAGUUGUACUGCGAGAUGGGCUCCACGUUCCAGCUGUGUAAAAUAUGUGCUGAAAACGACAAGGAUGUGAAGAUUGAACCGUGCGGCCAUCUGAUGUGCACGUCCUGUCUCACUGCGUGGCAGGAAUCAGAAGGCCAGGGUUGUCCUUUUUGCCGCUGUGAAAUCAAAGGCACGGAGCCAAUCGUCGUAGACCCGUUUGACCCCCGAGGAGGAGGAGGGUUAUCACGACAAGGGGCAGAAGGAACUCCCUCGCCCAAUUAUGAGGAUGAUGACGACGACAGAGCUGAUGAUUCCCUCUUCAUGAUGAAAGAACUCGCUGGUACCAAAGUCGAGCGUCCUCCUUCUCCGUUCUCGGUAGCUCCACAGGCCACGCUUCCUCCCGUGCCGCCGCGGCUGGAUCUUCUGCAGCAGCGAGUGGCCAAUCCGCCUGGGGCUUCCAGUCCUGGGACCACUUCAAAGGCUGCUCCUGGUGCUCUUCACAAGGAUAAACCUUUGCCAAUCCCUCCCACGCUCCGAGAUCUCCCGCCGCCACCGCCUCCGGACAGGCCACAUUCCAUCGGGAAUGAAGGCCGACCUCAGAGACGUCCCCUGCCCUGCACGCCAGGAGACUGUCCCUCGAGAGACAAACCCCCCCCUGUGCCCUCCAACCGCCAGGCAGAGCUGUGGCCAGCCAGGCCCAUUCCAAAAGCCCCAUCUGUAGCUCUCGGCCCUGGCGACCCUUGGACUGGGAGAGAACUGUCAAACAGGCACUCCCUUCCCUUUUCCUUGCCCUCCCAGAUGGAAUCCAGGGCUGACAGCCAUCGGCUUGGGAGCACGCUCAGCCUGGACAACCCGGUGAGCUUGAGCAGUGGUCCGCCAACAACCUCAGAGUGUGAACACCCCAAAAUUAAACCCUCCUCAUCUGCCAACGCGAUCUACUCCUUAGCUGCCAGACCACUGCCUGUACCAAAACUGCCUCCUGGGGAACAGUCUGAAAGCGAUGAGGACACUGAAUACAUGUCACCAUCCUCUCUGCCUGUAGUGCCUCCAGGUCCUGCUGUACAGAAACCAGAGAUCAAAAUGCCUUUGGAAAUGACUCAGAGUUUACGAGUUUUAGACUGCGACCAGCAGACGGAUGGCUGCAUGUAUGAAGCAAUGUACAACAUUCACUCCCAAGCAGCAUCCUCAGCUUUCGAGACUGUCAACACUUCUGAUGAAGGGGAUCUGGCAGCAGCCACUGCCAGCAAUGGCCCUGAAGAGUCAGAAAAUGAAGAGGAUGGCUAUGAUAUCCCCAAACCACCACUACCAGUGGCCAUUGCUCGUCGCACACUGUCUGAUAUCUCCAAUGCCACACCUGCCUUCAGCCGAAUGUCUUUGGAAAAUGACCCUGUGACAGGUUUCUCCGAUGGCUCUCAAGUUCCAGAAAGGCCUCCAAAGCCUCUGCCACGGCGAAUCAACUCGGAGCGGAAAGCAGGGAGCUGCCAGCCAGGCGGAGCCAGCAGUGGGACCAGUGCGUCACUGCAGCUCUCCAGUGAGAUCGAGAACCUAAUGAGCCAAGGCUAUUCAUAUCAGGACAUUCAGAAAGCACUGGUCAUUGCACAUAACAAUAUUGAAAUGGCCAAGAAUAUCCUCCGGGAGUUUGUUUCCAUUUCCUCCCCUGCUCAUGUGGCCACAUAGCACAUUACCUCCACACCUACAACUUCUGUGGACCAACUGCCUGGGCAGCUGUAGCCCAGCUACGCACCAAAGGGGAAGGGGGUUCCUUUAGAGACUUCGUGCUGAGGUCGGUCCUGCCUCUUAAGAGAAUCAGUUAUCAGGUUUUUGUGGUUCCAGAUUUCAAAGCAGUGGAAUGAAAUGGAGCAGAAUGGUGUUUUAUACAGUGUACGUUUUGGAGUCCUUUACCCCUACCUCUUGUUUGAGAGAACAGAUUUAUUUCCAGGGUGUUGGUAGAGAAAGGUAUCGCAACAAGGGAUCCCCAUGCUGAUGCCCUGGAGGCUGGGGGGAGUGUUUUGUGCUGUGAAUUCUAGGUGAAUGCUCUGAGAAACCAAGUCUUGAGGUCGGCGUGGUGUGUCCUGUGGUUCAUGGUACUAGGUUUGGAUCUGUUCGCUGCUGCGUGUCUGGCUCAGGCUUUUUAGGCCAGCUGGGAGGUCACUUUCUGCUGGGAAUAAAUAGGAGACCUCGGAAGAAUCUUUAGAUUGCUUCCUGUUUGCCAUGGCGUUUCCCUCUUGCCUGUAAUAAUAGCAUUUAUUGCUCAUGAUUCAGCUCCUCCCUUUUUGCCUGGACACAGCGUGACGAGCUUCUGUCAGGCAUCUUGAUCUCGACAGGGCUGGGAGUUGGAUUUCUCUCCUAUGUGUCCUCUUGCCGGCAGCACUAUCAGAUCCCAGGCAGCUCGACGUGCUGAAAAGGUUUGCAUGUUUUUGAGGGGUGGGAGAGGGUGGGCAGGAUUUGAGCGAGAGCAAAGAACUGGCUGCUUCUCCUUCUUUAGCCUUGAGCAUUUUGAGCUUCGAUGCUCAAACUUCAUUGUGGCCCUGCUGGGCCUGAGCAGCCGUCACUGGACGCUCCCACACGCUCUUUCUCUAGGAAUGGUGCGCCUGGUAAAUAUGAUGUUUUAUUUAUCUUAAUUGCAUGGUGACUGUGGCAGAGUCGUGGCCUUCAUGCACAUUCCAUCAUCUCCUUCAGAGAGCUUUUGCAGGAGCCAGCUGUCUUCGUGCCUGGCUCUUCUGUGGAAUUGGUAGGUGCAGCUGGUGUAUGUGUUGGUAUCUUACCUGCUUUGCGGUAUAAGCAGCGCAGCAGUUCUCUGCAUGGCUAUCAAAACCACGUGGGGGCUCUUCUUUCCAUUUCCAUUACUCUUAAGGUAUUGCCAGAGCCUGUGGUAAAACAGAUCUGGGCAUCUUCUGUAUUUGUAAAAUGAUCACACAGCUUUAAGAGUCAGUACUCAGCUGUUGCUUUGGGAGAACCUGACUUGCAUACUCAGCUACUUAACUCUGUUCAUAUGUGCUUGACGUGUGAGGAGUGUGUGGUUCCUUCUCAGAAGAUUUAAAUCAAGAAGGCAUACACGGAUCACAGCCUGGCAGAUGAACCAGUGCUCUGUGUACACCGAGAGGCUGAGAGCCUUUCAAAGCAUGGCUAGCGUUAUUGGCAUCUCUGGAAAGGCAGCAGUAGUCACUAGGCAAAGCGUUGCAACUUGAAAUGCUGUUGGGGUGAUUGUGGGGUGCAGAUUAGCCUUUUAAAGAACCUCAUGGCCCAGAUAUCAGAGAAAUGGCUUGCAUUUGGCAGAGAGGACUGAACGACUAUUGGCAAAGGGAACGAAGCAUCAAAUGCUUGUUUUAUGUAGAGUAUAGGUUUGUCUCUAGAUCUACAGCUUUAUAAACUGAUGCAGUGGGUUCCAGGCAGUUCCAAACAUGAACUGUCUCUCUUUACUCCCCUCCAUUCCAUAGUAAAGGCAGUUUUCUCCCAUACUGUAAGGAGAUCUCCUGCAACACUUCCAGGCUAUCACCACCGUUGCUAUUUCGGGGUCAGGGCUGGAGCUUGGAAACGCAGCACGCUGGUGAGGUUCAUGUCAGUGGGCAUGGUGCUUGCUGUGGGGCAGAGAGAGGUCAGGCGCAGCCGAGAGCAGGGUCUGGCCUGGCUGAGUGGUGAGCACUUCCCCAAGUGCUGAGCUGAGCUGCAGAGGCGAUGUCAGUGCAGGUGGCACUCGGGGAGGAAGAGCUGUUCUUUUUCCUUUGCCCACACGUGCGACAGCAGCAUUGUGAACCCAUCCUGCUCCUUCUGUGUGAAGUGCCCUGCCAGUUAUGCACAGCAGCCUUGGUCAGUGCAAGUGGGAGCUUCUAGAGGAACAAGCCCAGCACUGCUGCUGCUGAGGAAGGAACAUGCUGCAGCUCUGGGUCUUCUCUCUGUAUAUCUGCAUGUCACAUCUGUGAGCAACUUAAUCCUAGUAUGAGAGUUACUUCCUGGCUUUGUACUGGAGAACCAGGUAAAAACCCUUUUGUGAGGGAGCACUACGGUUUUAUAUCCCUCUUUUUUGUAUCCUCUCCAGUGCUGCCACUAGGUCCCUGUUAGGUUUGGAGCCACUUUGUUCCCAACUUGCUGUGUAAACUCAGCGCAAGUGUGUUCAAGCGUGGUGUGUGACUCUUGCCACUGCCAAGGCUGCGUAAGAGCCAAGUCCAGCCAGCUAGAAAGCCUUAAUUCUUGUCUUGCACAGUGUGUGUGAUCAGACUAGUGAUGCUCUGUCCCGUACAAGCCAUUUCUUACAGGCUUGUUGUCGUAAUGUUAAAUGAAAUCAUGCUUAGCAGAGCUCUUCCAGGCCUGUCUUUGGGGUUUAUGUGCUGAGAGAUGUUCCUAUGGAUAUUGUUGCAGGUAUUAGAGAUUAGAGAGAGCAAUCUUUGUGGCAUGUGUCACUAAUUUUUCUGCAUGUGUCCUUUCUGUGCACUGUUUGUGUCCCAAAGUGAUUAAAGAAACUUAAGUCUUGGCUUUUUGUCCUUAGACGUGUUAGCAUUUGCUUGUACCACUGCAGUGCAGCAGAGUCCUGCCCAUGGCUUAUGGCUGUGCUCUGUGAAGUCAGUCCAGGCACUGCACAGUGUAUUUUUCUUGUUGUGCUUUCAGAAAGGUAAGCCUAAGGUUGAUUUCUCUUUCUGCCCUUCACCUUCUUGAUCUUUAUUCUUCAGAAGUCAACUUUAUGACGCUACUUUAAAAAGAAAUAACCCCCCCCCCCCAUGUCUAGUGCCUUUCUUAAGGGAAUGCUGCAUCUCUAGGCUGGACCGGAGUAUCCACCCCUCUGUGGAAAUGAAGAGCCCAAAGUAGACAAGCUGUAAAGACACCUUUGAGCAUGAGACUGCUUUGAAAGGGGUGAAAAGAAGGGGCGAGGAAGAUGGGCAGCUGUCACUUCAACUCUGACACUGCUCUGUAGCAUUUCAGCUGGGGAGGUUUCUUACUUUACCUUUUACUAACAGUGACUUGUCUGGCCUGGUGCUGUACUAAGCUUGGUGUAAAGACAAUAGAAUCUUAGGACAGGAUUGGUUUUGCUUGUAACACGAGUUCUGCUUCUAGAAGAUGCUGGGUUUCCCCCUGCCUGUUAUCAUGGACACAAAGCAAGCAGGAAACAGUACAGGAAGAGCUGGGCACAAACCCUGUGGCACCAGUAUGAGCGAGCAGCAGGUAGCUGUGGAAAGCAGGCAAGUCUCAUCUGCUCUGAACAGGGUUUCAGUGCCACUGUAGCUGAAUGGGAAUGUGAAACGAGCCACAUCCCACCAGGGCUGUGAUAGAUCGUGCCUGCAGCACUGCCCCUGUGUGCCUGGCUCUGUGAGUGCUGCAGCUUGAGGCUUUGGGGGUUCUCUGCUGGGAACCAGUGGGACUUGCUUUCACCAGGAACAGCUUUUCUGCAUGCCCUCCCCUGAGCCCUUCCUUCGGGGGAGCACUGCAUGUUGCUUCCUGCACUAGGCUGAUGGCAUUCCUGGAGCUAAAUCCUGAGGCAGGCUCAUUACUGUAAGUGGGUUUUUUCAGUUGAGCAAGAAAAAAUGCAACUCCCAGGGCACUUUCAUAAAGGUGCCACUUAGAAAAUUAGUGGGGAAUAAGGACACUUGUUUUUAAAGUUCCUACUAGAAAUGGGUUUUUUUGGAAUUCUCGGGGGGGGGGGAGGAGCAGUUGUUCUUCCCCUUGAAUGACAAAUACCAAUUUGUAUAAUAUCAGUGUUAAAAAUGUUGAGAUUUUCACAAACUAUUUUAAAGAAAGGUAUAAUAGUGUCAUUAAUAUAAAACUAUAAUAGCAGUAUUUAAUCCUUUCGGAUCUGUAAAGAAUAAGGAAAAACAGAAGGUAAAUAUUCUUACAGAGAGUAGCUGAGCUUUAAGGUUCACUCGGUUUAAAGUCCUCAUUUUGUUUGCAAAUGCCUUGUUAAUGUUUAGAGGUUAUACUAAUGUUAUUUAUUAAUUGUGUCCAUUCUCGUCUGCUGCCCACUAAGAGCUUCUUUGUUUGGGGUUUCCUUCACCCGUUGUCAGGAAAAAGAAAACAAGACAAAGUUUUAUUUUUCAAUAAAAUUUCCUUUGUUGUAGCAUA